AUGCCUUCCCUACCCUUCAAGGUUAAGGCGGUAUUCGAAUACAAGUCCGAAGUGCCGGAUGAUCUGAACUUUGAAAAUGGCCAGAUAAUCACUGUCACAGAGGAGGAGGAUGAAGAUUGGUACACCGGGGAAUACGUUAACGCGGCUGGAGAGAAAUUUGAAGGCAUGUUUCCCAAGAACUUCGUCGAGAAGUAUGAGCCGGCCAUUCCUUCACGCCCGGUGCGAGCACAGAAACGUGUACCGGUUGUUCCAGACGCCUCCGAGCAAGCCCCAGAACUUCCAGGCUCGCAGCCUGUCCCUCCGCCCGCCGAGCAUGCUGAAGCCGUCCAACCCGCCGAGACCCAUCAGGAGGAGGAAUCAGAGAGAUCCAAGGAGUCAGAAAUGGGGCGUGGAGAGGGGCGGGUCGCAGCCCCGGCAGUGAGACAACUAGCAGAACAUGAGAGCGUCGCCCCCGUAGCGGAAUCUCAUCCCCCAGCGUCGGUCUCGAAGUCUCCCCCAGCAGUUGCAGAGAAGCCAAUAUCGAAUUCGUUCAGAGAUCGAAUUGCUGCAUUCAACAAACCCGCUGCCGCGCCAAUAACGCCUUACAAACCAGGAGGAAGUUCAACUUCUGGGUUUAUUAAGAAGCCGUUUGUUGCUCCUCCACCUAGCAGGAACGCCUUUGUCCCGCCUCCACGGGACACCCCCAUCCAAAAACCAUACCAGCGUGAGGAGGAUCCAAGUCACAGUGAGCCGGAGCCAAGAGAGACGCUGGAAGCUCCUACUUCUCAAGAGACGCAGGCAGACGAUCAACCCAAACCACAAAGUCUCAAGGACAGGAUAGCUCUCUUGCAAAAGCAGCAGUUGGAACAAGCUGCCCGGAAUGCCGAGAAGAAGGACAAGCCAAAGAAACCGCCCAAAAGACGCGUAGAGCCCACUGAAUCUACUGAGCAAGCCCCACCACCUGAAGCAGCCUUAUCCAAGGUCGACACCAAUGAAACUGUCGGACGCUCAUCUGCAGAUUUGGGCGAGGAGCAUCAUGAAAUGCCUCAUGGACCUCCACCUCGCCGUCCAUCCAACCUGGCCAGCGUCACGCCUCAACCUCAGCCGUCGCGUGAAUUGGUGAGCGACACCAACGAUGCCGAUGACUCUGGGGCUGGGGACGACGAAGACGCACCAGAGACCUCUACUGAAGAGGAAAGACCGAGAUCUCAAGACACCGGCCAACCUCUCAGAGAAGCUACCCAGGAGAAAUCCUUCGAGGAAGAGCCAGAUGUUACAAAUGAAGACGAAGAAGGCGAAGAGGGCGAAGAGGAAGAUCCUGAGGUUCGUCGCAGACGAGAACUUAGGGACCGAAUGGCCAAAAUGAGUGGAGGGAUGGGAAUGAUGGGAAUGUUUGGCGGACCCGGGCCAAUGGGGCUGCCUGGACCCGGUAGAAAGCCAAAGCCAACCGAGCCCAGUCGGCAGUCCUCCGAGGUGCAUCAACAGGAGGAAUCCCAAGAAAGAGCACCAGUGCGCAUUAUGGCUCUUCCAGGGUUGUCAAACGCUGGGCCGAGGCGGCAAGAAGAGCCUGUAGAGUCAGAAGACAGCGACGGGGACGAGACCGCUCAAGCUACGCCUCAAGUAUCUGCACCACAGGUUGAAGCCGAUGAUUAUGUUUCUCGACCACCGCAGCGACGUUCCACAGACCGUGCUGCUCCACCACCGCCUCCUCAAGAACGCGCGCCUCCCCUUACGCCGGCGCGUGAGACCCGAGUUGCACCACCACCUCCUCCUCCAAGCACGAGAGCCGUGCCUCAACCGCCUCAGUCUCCGACAUCUCGGCCACCACCUCCGAUUCCACAAGGAGGCUCUCCGACCCCAGAAGAGUUGUCCGAUCAAGAAGAUGAGGACAGUGGCGGUGUCCCUGGUGACAGUUUUCCCAACGAGUCGGCCGUUUCUGAGACUCUUGCCAGUCCAACUAGCAUUCCACCACCACCACCUCCGCAGACGAGAGUACCAGACCUUCCAAGGCUAGACACAGGCGAGACGCCCGCUUCUCUCGCAGCUGAGAAGCGAGCUAGUCGACCUCCCCCUCCAAUACCAGUCAGCCCGACAGUUGCGUCUCCCCAGUCCAGGGCUCCUCCGCCUCCUCCACCAGGACUGGCCCCUAGUCGCCGUUCAACCAGCGAUUCACGGGGUUUUGCUGCUGUACCGUCAUCUAGCGCCGGUUCAACUGACGAAGAAGAGGUUACGGAGUACGAUGGAGAUUAUGACACUGACAUUGCUUCAAGCGCGAAACACAAAGAUGCCUUGAAAUCUCAUAACCGGAACUCCAGUAUAGACGGUGGAAUGCUAACGGACGAUGCGACGAAGCCACCAAAGAGCCCGCCUGCUCGUUCUGCGCCUCCGUUACCCCCAGUUCCUGCACCUCGUGAUGUGCCACCUCCGCCCCCUCCUCAAUCUGCUCCCAGGGCGAGGAAAUCCCUUGAUGCUCCUCGCUCGGCUCCUCCGCCUAUCCCGACCGCCAAAGUAGACGAUGAUGAUGGCUACGAUCCUUAUCGAUAUUCUGCACCUCAACACCCUGCUCCACCCACUCAUAGUAAAAGUCACUAUACAACAGUGCUCCAAUCUCCGAAAGAGGAGCUUGAAGAAGACGACCUGUACGAUGCUACCCCCGUGCAAACUUCGAUACCACCCCCACCCGCGGAGAGAAAUCCUCCUCCUCCUCCACCACCGGAAAAGUCGGAAUAUCUACCGCCUCUGUCCCAUGUUCCGCCGCCGCUGCCGACAAUAUCGCCGCGCCAGUCUCUCGAUGCGAAAAGAGUCGGCACAGGCCCUAGGCGCUCGAUGGAGCAAUCGCGGGCCGGAAGCGAACAAGGCUUCAUUGCUCACGAUAUCGACUUAGGAAAGGAGACGAUGUGGUGGACUCAAGAAAACACACUUCCUCCGUCAUUACAGGGCAGAUCCGAUAUUCUGUACGAGAUGGAGACUUCUUCGUCGACCAAGCGUGGUGGUAGAACCGCCAUCUCUCGAGAUGUUUAUGUCCUAUACAUGGACUAUUCUCAGACCACAAUUAACGCUAGUUUCGAUGCAGCUGAUCCAUCCCACAUCACACUCGAACAGAAUCACGAGCGACCACCGUCCGCCCCACGACGCGACCAACUUGAAACUGCGUCGGGCCAGUACGGCGCGCAGAUAGCUAGGGCUGCAGGAGCACUGCUUGGAGCUACGGUUGGCGAUGGUAGCGCGCGAGCAUUAGUUCUUGAACUCCUCAGGCCGCAUCCUACGGCCCUGCUGCCAGUUGGGACAAGAGCUUAUGGCGCUCUCGUGUAUGCCAAUCUCGGCAACGCUUCGACACAGCAGUACGAUGAAAUCCGACCUGGGGACAUUGUGACAUUCCGCAACGCCAGGUUCUCCGGCCAUAAAGGGGGUUUGCACUCCAAAUACAGCGUUGACGUCGGUAAGCCGGAGCACGUGGCUGUGGUGAUCGAUUGGGACGGGACAAAGAAGAAGAUACGUGCGUGGGAACAAGGCCGAGAUCUAGAGAAGGGUAAGAGAUCCAAGGUCAGAGAGGAGAGCUUCAAGGUAGGAGAUUUGAAGAGCGGAGAGGUCAUGGUCUGGAGAGUGAUGCCUAGAACUUGGGUCGGAUGGGAUACUCCCAAGUCGUGA
This is a messenger RNA of Capronia epimyces CBS 606.96, 3627 nucleotides long. RefSeq lists its product as uncharacterized. Gene Ontology annotation, biological process: protein transport to vacuole involved in ubiquitin-dependent protein catabolic process via the multivesicular body sorting pathway. Gene Ontology annotation, cellular component: ESCRT-0 complex. The transcript has 3 exons. Bases 1 to 3627 code for a protein of 1208 amino acids. The record is from RefSeq and is a predicted model, not a curated record. NCBI's taxonomy places the organism in Eukaryota, Fungi, Ascomycota, Eurotiomycetes, Chaetothyriales, Herpotrichiellaceae. Gene Ontology annotation, molecular function: protein binding.